This is a messenger RNA of Spinacia oleracea (spinach), 3254 nucleotides long. RefSeq names its product pentatricopeptide repeat-containing protein At3g14730. Lineage: Eukaryota; Viridiplantae; Streptophyta; Magnoliopsida; Caryophyllales; Amaranthaceae. The transcript has 7 exons. Gene Ontology annotation, molecular function: RNA binding; protein binding. The coding region runs from base 338 to 2233 and encodes 631 amino acids. The record is from RefSeq and is a predicted model, not a curated record. Gene Ontology annotation, biological process: RNA modification.
AUCUAUUUCCCUUCCUUUCUUUUCCUUUCUUUUCCCUUCCUUUCUUUUCUCUUCCUUUCCUUUACUAAUAAUGAACCAAAUAGGGCCUAAGAUUGUUUAGAAAUUUCUCCUGACCCUUAGCAAAUAUUUUCUGGAGCUCCAAGCCCGCAAAUGGCUGCAAGGCGUGCAACUACUAUUCAGAUUUUCCAUUUCCCAAAUUUAAUACUCUUCGUAUGAUGCUCUUAAUCAGAAUGCAGUUUGUUCAGCCCCAACAUUGAUUCUGGAAACCGUAAAGCAGGAAGAUUUUCGAGUUUGUACUCUUUAGUAACAGUUUGGCAGGGGAGAGGUAGUUUCUAUCAUGUUGUAUAAAAGAAGCAUUCUCUUCUCAGUUCUUGUUGGUAGCAGACCUCCGUCUCUGGCUCUUGGGUUUGCCUCAAUUUCCUCUCCUCAACCGGACAUUAAGACCUUUUCUGGAUGUCUUACCUUCUUAAAAUUGUUUGCUCAGCGCUUCGACCUGUACAAAGGCAAAGAACUCCAUUCAUGGAUGUUCAGACACAACUUUUUGGCCUCCCCUUUAUCAAUUACGAGCCUUGUCAACAUGUAUUCCAAGUGCCAUCACAUAUCCUAUGCUUUUUCCGUGUUUCUGACAUCCAAAGAUAUUCAUAACGUUUAUACAUACAAUGCAAUCAUUGCCGGGUUUGUUGGCAAUAACUUACAUGACAAAGCUUUUGAGCUUUAUAUGCACAUGAGGCAUCAAGGUAUACAACCAGACAAGUUUACUUUUCCUUGUGCAAUUAAAGGCUGUUCAGAAGCUAUAGAAGUGAAAAAGAUUCAUGCUUUGUUGUUUAAGCUUGGCUUGCAAUCGGAUGUUUUUAUUGGCAGUGCUUUGGUCAACUGUUAUCUGAAAUUCAGGGCUAUGAGUGAAGCUUAUUACGUGUUUGGUGAGUUGCUUGUGAAGGAUGUUGUGCUUUGGAAUUCUAUGAUCAACGGCUAUGUUCAUAUUGAGGAAUUCGGAAUGGCUUUGGAAGUAUUUAGGAAGAUGAAUGAAAGUGAAACUAUAUCGAAUGACUUCACAGCUACAGGGGUUUUAUCAGCUUUGGCUAUGAGUGCAGACAUUAUCAACGGCCGUUCAAUGCAUGGCUUUGUGAUAAAGAAGGGUUAUGAAGCGGUUGUUUCAGUCUCAAAUGCACUGAUUGAUAUGUAUGGUAAAUGCAAAUGUGUUGAAGAUGCUGCAGGGAUCUUUGAGUGUACGGCAGAAAAGGACAUAUUCUCAUGGAAUACAGUUUUAAAUGUUCAUGAACAAUCUGGUGAUCAUCAUGGAACAGUGGAACUUUUCCAUAGGAUGUUAGACGGGGGUGGUAGACCUGAUAUAGUCACUAUUACAACAGUACUUCCUGCUUGCUCUAAUUUGGCUGCUUUGUUAUAUGUUAAGGAGAUCCAUAGGUACAUGAUUGUUAAUGGUCUUGGGAGUAGCAGAACUGUGAGUGAUUUUGAUCAUUUGCUUGUAAACAAUACUCUUAUAGAUGUGUAUGUAAAAUGUGGUAGCAUGAGGUAUGCUUACAUGGCUUUUGACAAGAUGAAUGUCAGAGAUGUGGCAUCAUGGAACAUUAUGAUCAUGGGAUUUGGCAUGCAUGGUCAAGGGAAUGAGGCACUAUCUAUGUUUGACUUCAUGUGUGCGGAAAAAAUUGUACCUGAUGAGGUCACAUUCAUUGGUAUUCUGUCAGCAUGUAGUCAUGCAGGCCUUUUGAGUCGUGGCCGUGAAUACUUAUUGCAAAUGGAGUCUGUAUAUGGGUUGGUUCCAACUAUUGAACAUUAUGCCUGUGUUGUAGAUAUGCUUGGUAGAGCAGGCCAGCUUGGUGAGGCUUAUGAAUUGCUUUUGACAAUGCCUAUUGAGAGUAAUGCUGUUAUAUGGAGGGCUUUCUUAGCAGCAUGUAGGCGCCACGGAAAUUCUACUUUUGCCGAGGUUGCUUCCAAGCAUAUGUAUGAACUGGACCCCGAACACUGUGGGAGUUAUGUAUUAAUGUCAAAUAUUUAUGGUGCAACUGGUCAAUAUGAAGCCGUGUCAGAUUUAAGAUUGACUAUGAAGGGACAAAACAUAAAGAAGAAUCCUGGUUGCAGUUGGAUUGAGGUCAAUAAUAGUGUGCAUAUCUUCAGGACUCGUGACCAGGAACAUCCUGAAGCUGACUCAAUCUACACCAGUCUGGACUCAUUGCUUGCUCCUCUUUUUGAGCAUGGAUAUGCUCUGUCUAUCUAAUAAAUACCCUGAAAACAAAAGGAUGAGGCAGAAUUGAAAUCUUUUUCUUGAAUAUGAUGGAAAGAUGAAGCUGACAUGGGACUACACUUAUUAUGAUGGGUGGAAAAAGUUAGGAAUGGCACUGGAGGACUUAAUGCAUACGUCUCCAAGUGGAUACUCUGCAGUAUAUUGGAAGAAUGAUAUGAUUUGGCCGAUUCUGUUUAUGCAAUUGGUGGCUUACGUGGGGUAUUGAUCAUUGAUAACUUAACCCUCUGUUUUAGUUAUUCAAGCAGUGAGAACUAGCACACGACCCAAGGCCCCAGAGUGGCAGUUCAAGGCAUAGCUUCUCUGGAAAGCAAAAUUCUUGUCAAGCCGUCCAAAAGCAGCUCAAUGUUGCUGAGCUUUGUUGCAUUGGAGGAAUUUGAACAAUUUUGGGAGUAACAAAAAUCCCUGCAGAAUGUGUAUGAUUUCCUCAUUAUAAGUCAGGCAUUCAACGACACCAAUUCUUUUACUGGACAGUGAGACGAAUGGGACCGUGGCGCAAAGGAUGACACCCAACAGUUUCAACUGCAAAAUUCUAUGAUGUGUACUAGUACAACAUUACCAAAAUAGAUACCUAACUUGGUGGGUAAGCCGUAAGCAUACAAAACCAAAAGCUCCAGAUAAGGUAUAUUAAGUCAAGUGGGCAAAUGGUGAACUUGUAUCUCAAGCAAAGAAAAUAUGUUUGAAGGUUCAAUGGAGCAAAGCUCCUCUUUAUAUUUUUAGAUUCCAACACUUCAAUUAUCGUACAAUUUAUAUUGCUGGUUGUAACUGCUUGUUUAAGAAUUACAAAUCUUGGAUGACAACAGAGCUGGAAUCAGAUUACCGCUGCCCGCCAAUAAGUCUGAGAUUGCAGUAGCAAGUAAUGAUAAAAAGUAAGUAAAAGAGUUGUAAUAGCCAGCAACUCUGAUUUAUGAACAAAGGAGUUUACAAAAAAAAAAUUAAACAGGAACAAUCUCUCAAGUUUUAUCGAGAAUGAAGAAAUAUAUACCAAGUAUAUAUA